Molecule: messenger RNA, 1567 nt
Organism: Trichoderma harzianum CBS 226.95
Lineage: Eukaryota; Fungi; Ascomycota; Sordariomycetes; Hypocreales; Hypocreaceae
Exons: 4
Coding region: 150-1310 (386 amino acids)
Biological process (GO): response to oxidative stress
Cellular component (GO): cytoplasm
Source: RefSeq, a predicted model, not a curated record
CGCACUGCUAAACCUUGCAACGUUCGGGAACGCAGUUAAGUUCUCCAUCUUCUGGCCUUUUGGAAUCUCUUGGUCUCUUCUUCUUUCAAACCUUCAUCACCGCCGCUUCUCAUCCUCCAGUCUCGUCGCCAUCCGAUACUCCCGCCAACAUGUUCAACUGGGCAAAGCAGCAGCUGGCCAACGUCGCCGGCACCCAAGAGCCCAUCUAUGGCCCAUCUGCCAUCAAGGCCGUUGCCCAAGAGGCAAAGGAGACCAACACGCCGUAUAGCGAGCUGACCAGGGCCGACCACACCUGGCUGGCGCUGGACAAGACAUGCGUCGAAAACCAAGUCUUUUACUUCUUUGCCGAGAAUGGCACCAUUGCCAUGGCCCAGGUCAUUUACAGCAACGUUGCCGGCCUGAAAGUUACCUGCCAGUUCAACGCCAAGAUCUUCUCCCGUGAUCCGGCGAAGCCGCACCUGUGGUGUUCGAACCCGCUAAGCAACGUCGCCUUCAACGAGGACAAGACGUCCUUCUACGCCGAUGACUGCGCUGUCGAGCUCUCCGAGGACGGUAACUCUUACACAAUCAAGAGCAUGAACGAUGAGAGGGCGCUUGUCAACCUCAAGGUGACCAGAGCUGCCCCCGGCUUCCAAGCCGGCAAGACGGGCACUUCGCUGUAUGGCACAGAUCUCAAGAACCCUUGGGGCUCGAUGCGCCAUGCAUUCUGGCCGCGCUGCUCAGCUGAGGGCACCAUCACUACCAAGGAAGGCCCAGUGGACCUCAAGGGCCAGGCCAUUUACAUCUACGCUCUGCAGGGCAUGAAGCCGCAUCACGCGGCCGCAAAAUGGAACUUUGCCAGCUUCCAGGGCCCUAGCCACACGGCCGUCAUGAUGGAGUUCACCACCCCUCCUUCUUAUGGCGACACCGUCGUCAAUGUCGGCGCCCUUGUCAAGGACGGCGAGAUUAUUGCCGUUAGCACCGAGAACAACAAGGCCACGCACAAGGCCUCUAAGAAGGACGCCACCAGCGAUUGGCCCGAGCCCACUCAGGUUGAAUUCUCAUGGUCAGCAUCCACCUCGGACGGCAAGCCUGUCACGGCUGUCAUUGAUGCCGCCCUUGGCGACCGCGUGGACAGGGUUGACGUCAUGGCCGAGGUGCCCGGAUUCGUCAAGACCAUUGUAGCUGCUGCUGCUGGAACCAAGCCUUACAUUUACCAGUUCGCCCCCAAGACCACCUUGAAACUCAAGGUUGGCGAUGAGGAGAUUUCUGAGGAAGGUCAGCUCUUCACAGAGGCCACCUUUAUCUCCGACCUCGCUGCCUCUGGAUAAACAUAAUAAUAUUGCGUUUUUGGAAAGAAAUACAAAUACAGGGCUUUUUGUAAAGAACUGAAUGAUUGAUUGAGACAUGUUUGGAUACAACCUAAUAUGAAACCGGCGUUGGAGAGAGGUUAUAAUACUACUAAUCGCUCGUUUUUUUACAUCUGCUUACGCGUAAUCAACCAGCACAUUAAUUUUGAUAUAUUAGGGGAAACAAAGAACUUACCUUUUAUAUAAUGUGUACUGAAAGCAAUGAGUGUGCCGAGGGU